CCCGGUUUAACUUUUUAUUUGUUAAAUUGCCCACUCCGGUUUAAGUUUCGAAUUUUAGAAAAAGAAAAAAAAGAAGGAAAAAUCUCAUCUGUCUCGACGACAACCACAACCACCACCACAUCAGGACACAAAGGGUUUUCUAAUUCGGAUCUGUACUUUCGCCCAUGGAUACUCGUAAGAGAGGACGGCCUGAAGCUGCUGGUUCGUUCAACUCCAAUGGCGGCGGCGGAGGAUUCAAGAAGUCUAAGCAAGAGAUGGAAUCAUAUUCAACUGGUUUAGGAAGCAAAUCCAAGCCUUGCACUAAAUUUUUCAGCACUUCUGGCUGUCCUUUUGGAGAUAACUGCCACUUCUUGCAUUAUGUUCCGGGAGGAUACAAUGCUGUAGCACAGCUGACAAACAUGGCGCCCAUGCCUCAAGCUUCCAGAAACAUGCAAGGAUCUGGUGGUGUUGGAGGAGGAGGGAGAUUCUCAGGGAGAGGAGGAGGAGAGUCUGGUCCUGGACACGUGUCUAGCUUUGGUGCCUCAGCCACUGCGAAGAUCAGCGUGGAUGCUUCGCUUGCCGGCGCCAUCAUUGGUAAAGGAGGAGUCAGUUCGAAACAGAUAUGUCGUCAGACAGGUGCGAAGCUGUCGAUUCAAGACCACGAGAGAGACCCUAACCUGAAGAACAUUGAGCUCGAAGGGACGUUCGAGCAGAUAAACGAAGCUAGCGCGAUGGUUAGGGAGCUGAUUGGGAGGCUUAACUCUGCAGCUAGUAGGAGACCACCUGGUGGUGGUGGUGGUGGACUUGGAGGUGGGGUUGGUUCUGAAGGGAAACCGCAUCCAGGGAGCAACUUCAAGACGAAGAUGUGUGAGAGAUUCGCGAAAGGAAACUGUACGUUUGGUGAUAGAUGUCACUUUGCACACGGGGAAGCAGAGCUGCGCAGGUCAGGAAUUGCCUAGUUGCUGGCGGUGGAGUUUGCUGGCAUAAGUCUUUUCUUUUGUGAUCUCUUUAAUAUCAUCUUCAUCUACUUUUAUUUUGUCUUUGUUUUAAUGAAAAUACAAUGUUUAGUUUCAUUGUCAUUGUAAGUUUUCUUUCUCUUUAUGUGGUGAUUCUUAGAAUAUGGUCUUUUUGUUUAAAUGGAGUUUGAAUUGAUGA
This is a messenger RNA of Raphanus sativus (radish), 1134 nucleotides long. RefSeq names its product zinc finger CCCH domain-containing protein 36-like. The coding region runs from base 165 to 938 and encodes 257 amino acids. The record is from RefSeq and is a predicted model, not a curated record. NCBI's taxonomy places the organism in Eukaryota, Viridiplantae, Streptophyta, Magnoliopsida, Brassicales, Brassicaceae. Gene Ontology annotation, molecular function: mRNA binding; metal ion binding. The transcript is spliced from 4 exons.